Octopus sinensis (East Asian common octopus) is the source of this 3795-nucleotide messenger RNA. Its product is annotated as zinc finger protein 271-like. The record is from RefSeq and is a predicted model, not a curated record. Gene Ontology annotation, molecular function: RNA polymerase II cis-regulatory region sequence-specific DNA binding; DNA-binding transcription factor activity, RNA polymerase II-specific. The transcript is spliced from 3 exons. Gene Ontology annotation, biological process: regulation of transcription by RNA polymerase II. NCBI's taxonomy places the organism in Eukaryota, Metazoa, Mollusca, Cephalopoda, Octopoda, Octopodidae. The coding region runs from base 887 to 2302 and encodes 471 amino acids. Gene Ontology annotation, cellular component: nucleus.
AAAUACAGACAAAUAGGUAGAUAUCUAGCUUCUUUCAGUUUGCAUAUAUUAAAUGCGCUCACAAAGUUUUGGUUGGCCCAGGGCUAUAAUAGAAGAUACCUAAUGUGUGAUGCAAUGAGGAUAAAUCCCAAACCAUGUAAUUGAGAAGAAAAGUUUCAACUUCACAGCCAUACCUGCACCUCUAUUCCUUGAUUAAUAACGUUUACACCAUAGUGUAUAACUGAUAUUUGCAAUAGAUAUGCCAGCAUAGACUAGAACCCAGAAGUGACUAGUUCCAAAAGAUCAAACAUCUGUACAACAGAUUUAUAUCAGUGUAAGUAUAACAAGGAAAAGGGAGAGAAAAGAAAAAGGACUUUAAAACAUCUGCAGUGGAAUUUUGUGAGUGACAGGUCGCAGUAAUGUGACGAAAAUUUUGACCCCUCUUGAAAUAGAAAAGUGCAACUUUGAAAUCACGAAAUAUACAAUUACAGGGCAAAACUUCGAUAUAAGUAGGAUCACCCAAUCACAGCAUAAGUACUCUAUUUGUUUGAUGAUAGAAAUAAAUUUCAGCUACACAUCUUAAUAUUGGAGUACUGGAUAACAAAAAAGAAGAGAGAGAGAUCCGUUUUUACGAAAAUACGGCUGAAGAUUUGAUUAAGUCUGCAUGGAAGUAUAUCACUUGGGUUCUGUGAAUCAGUAAAGAUGGUUUAUUGGACAGAUAUGUCUGUGUUAACAUUGAGAUGGGGAUUGCUGAUUCAAGAGCUACCAAGAAAUUUGUCUGAUUUUAAAGACAGAAGACUGACAUUAUCAAGAACUGUUUUUUAAUCAUUUGAUUAAUUGUUUUUAUGACAUUGGUUAAGUUCCUGUGAAAUUGAAACUACAUCUAUAAAAAUAUUAUAUUCCUGUGAUGUCUCUGGAAAAAACAUUCCUCAAAAGAAAUAGUAUGACUAAUAACAAAGGUACUCAUAUGGUUGAGAAACCAUUCCACUGUGAUGUCUGUGGGAAAACAUUCUUUGGCAAUAGCGCAUUAAGUAAACAUGUACGUGUGCACACUGGUGACAACCCAUAUCACUGUGAUAUCUGUGGUAAAACAUUCUCUGAAAGUAGCAGAUUAACCACACACAUACGUAUGCACACUGGGGAAAAACCAUACCACUGUGAUAUUUGUGGAAAAAGAUUCACUGAUAGAAGUGGAUUAACUAAACACAUACGCAUGCAUACAGGAGAGAAACCAUACCACUGUGACACCUGUGGGAAAACAUUCUCUCAGAACGGUCAUCUAACUCAACAUAUACGUAUUCACACAGGUGAGAAUCCAUUUCAUUGUGAUGAAUGUGGGAAAACAUUCUCUGUUAGAAGUAAUUUGACUGUUCACAAACGUAUUCACACAGGUGAAAAACCAUAUCAUUGUGAUAUUUGUGGUGAAACCUUCUCUGUGUGUAAUAAGUUAACUAAUCACAAACAAGUUCACACAGGAGAUAAACCAUUUUAUUGUGAUAUCUGUGGAAAAACAUUCUCAAACAAUAGUAUAUUAUCUAGACACCUACGCAUGCACACAGGUGACAACCCAUACUGCUGUGAUACCUGUGGAAAAACAUUCUCAAACAAUAGUACAUUAACUAGGCAUGUACGUGUGCACACAGGUGACAACCCGUAUCAUUGUGAAAUUUGUGGCAAAACAUUCUCUCUGAAUGGUCAUUUAACUCAACAUGUACGUAUUCACACAGGUGAGAAACCAUACCCCUGUGAUAUCUGUGGCAAAACAUUCUCUGCCAGUAGCGGAUUAACUAAGCAUAUGCGUAUGCAUACAGGUGAGAAACCAUACCACUGUGAUAUCUGUGGGAAAACAUUCUCUCAGAAUGGUCAUUUAAUUCAACACAAACGUACUCACACUGGUGAGAAGCCAUACCACUGUGAUAUAUGUGAGAAAACAUUCUCGGAAUAUAAUAAACUGACUCGUCACAAACAAGUUCACACAGGAGAGAAACCAUACCACUGUGAUGUCUGUGGGAAAACAUUCUCUGAGAGUACUGGAUUAACUAGACAUAUACGCAUGCAUACUGGUGAGAAACCAUACCACUGUGAUAUCUGUGGGAAAACAUUCUCUCAGAAUGGUCAUUUAACUCAACAUGUUCGUAUUCACACUGGUGAAAAUCCAUACCACUGUCAUAUCUGUAGUAAAACAUUUUCUCAGAGAGGUCAUUUAAAACUUCAUGUACGUGGUCACACAGGUGAAAGACCAUUCAGCUGUGAUAUUUGUGGUAAGGCAUAUGCUGAUAAUCAAAGUUUAACCCGUCACAAACCUGUUCAUGCACGCAAAUAAGAAACUUAUGAAAUCAGGACAAAAUAUCCAUUAAGUAUGGUAGCUUUACUGAUCAUAAAUCAAAUGUCAUGGAACAUCAUGAAAAUUGGCUGAAAGUAAAGUUUAUAUAAUGUUAUAUUACUUGAAGUAUUUGAGAAUAUUUUGUAACAUUUUUAAAGAAAAUUGUAUGUCUCAGUGUUGUAAUAUUUACUAUUGUUAACUUUCUAUAACACUGUUUUAUCAGAUACCAGCCAAAAUGUUUAUUUGGUUGAGAAAAGUUUCAAUAAAAUAUUCACACACAAUAUAUUAAAAUUAAUUUCAUUGAUUUGUUAUGUUACCUUAUUGUGUUAUUUUUAUGUCUCUCAAACUUGAAAAAUCUCAUAUUUGAGAAAUUUCUGGUGUCAGGUUCUCUCAAACUGGAUAUUUUAUUUUUUUUUUUUUCUGGGAUGUCCUGGAAAAAUGUUAAAUAAAAUUGAUGUGAUAAUGGAACUGACUGUUUGUCAAUGUAUCUGGUUUAAUGUCAGUUACAAAUGAGGUGUUCAAAUAUUAUAUAAUUAUAUUUUAUAUAAAUGUGUAAAAUUGUUCACAAUUUACCUUAGAUUAACAUCAAACUUAAUUUGGUUUCACAGACAUUUGUCACUAUGUUUAUUGAUGCUGUUGACAGUUGUAUUUUUGUGAUUUAAAAUUUUUGUUAUUAUAUAUUUCUGUUGAAAUACAUUGUCUUUGUUUCAGUUGAUUUUGAAAAUAAAAAAAAUAGUAAAAUAACUUUGUCAUUAUUAAGCUGGUGUUUGAAACAAAUUAAUAUGGAAUUUCUAUGGAAAGUUUUAAUUUAGAUCACUUUAAAACAUAAAGUUUGAAUCAUGGAACCAGAGGCAGCCUCAGGUAGGUUGGUGUCAAAAGAGUUAAGAUAUAAAUUAUGAGGAGAGCCAUGACUAACUAAAAUUUUGAUACUUGAAAGAUACAGAAUAUAGUGUAUAUGUAGGCAUUCAUCAAGGUUUAUUAUUGUCAAUGACAGACUUCAGAUAUGGUUACAAUAUAUGAUGUCCCUAUAUGUUGAUAAUCUAAUUCAUUGUUUAGGUUGGGUAGGGGGUGAUCUAAAGAUCAGUGGCCUUAUUAGUAUGUAGUGAUGGCUGCGGUAUCAACAAUUAGUAACUGCAUAAGCAUGCAGGUUUUAGUAAACUAGCAACAUCCAUGGAAGUCCCACAGUUUUGUUGAAAACUGAAAGACUGAAGUUUACAGAGACCCAUGAAGUGUAUAAUUUCUUUUGAAACUGCAUUUGUUGCUGUGAUGUUUGUUUCUUGAGGUAGAGUAAAGUUUCAAAGUCAUUUUUAAAAAAAGUAUAAAUCAUCUUUGAAAAUUAUAUUUGUUAUACCCAUCUCAAUUUAUCUUUCUUCUAAUUUCUUAUUUUUAUCUUUACAUCCUGAGUAAAUAUACUCUAGGAAGUGUUAUAUAUAAUAUUCUGUUAAAAAAUAUUAGUUCACUUCUCUUUGUCUUUCCAUUAUGACUAAAAUGAU